Molecule: messenger RNA, 2601 nt
Organism: Parnassius mnemosyne (clouded apollo)
Lineage: Eukaryota; Metazoa; Arthropoda; Insecta; Lepidoptera; Papilionidae
Source: the annotation of a GenBank genome assembly
AUGGUUGACUACAUAGCAGACUAUUUGGAGAACAUUAGAGAACGUCGUGUAUAUCCCAACGUUCAGCCAGGGUACCUCCACAAACGGCUUCCAAGCGAGGCUCCUCAACAACCAGAGAAAUGGGAUGAUAUCUUUCGUGAUGUAGAAGACCACAUUAUGCCUGGGAUUGUGCACUGGCAGAGUCCGCACAUGCACGCAUACUUUCCAGCUUUGACUUGUUAUCCUUCUAUAAUGGGAGAGAUGCUUUCUAGUGCUCUAAAUGUACUUUGUUUUACUUGGGCUUCAUCUCCAGCCGGUACGGAGUUAGAGACAAUCGCUAUGAAUUGGCUCGGUAAGAUUCUCGGACUUCCUGACUGUUUUCUCAAUGAAAAGAAUGAUAGCCCUGGUGGUGGUGUAAUCCAGACUACAGCUAGCGAAGCAACAUUAGUAAGCUUACUGGCAGCACGAACAAGAGCUUUGAUGGAGCUUUCGAAGCUCAAUCCGGAUGUGCAGUCAUCUGAACUACUUGGACAUCUCAUUUGCUACUGUUCAGAUCAAGCUCAUUCGUCCGUUGAGAAGGCUGGUUUGAUCGGUUUGGUAAGGAUGAGAUAUAUCGAAUCUGAUGAAAACCAAAGCAUGCGUGGAGAUAAGUUGGAGGAAGCUAUCAUCAAUGAUAAGACCAAAGGACUUGUGCCGUUUUGGGUGUGUGCAACAUUGGGUACAACCGGAUCUGUAGCUUUUGACAAUCUGCGGGAGAUUGGACAGGUUUGCGGAAACCAUUCUGCGUGGUUACACGUGGAUGCUGCGUAUGCAGGCAGCGCAUUCGUUUGUCCUGAAUAUAGGCAUUGGCUUGAUGGUGUGGAAUUAGCUGAUUCUUUUGCUUUCAAUCCAUCAAAAUGGCUGAUGGUGAAUUUCGAUUGCACUGCUAUGUGGGUAAAAGAUAGCACAGCUCUUCACAGGACGUUCAACGUGAACCCUAUUUACUUACGUCACGAAAAUUCUGGAAAAGCGAUAGAUUAUAUGGUCGGAACACAGAACUCCAACACAAAGAAAAGACUUGUAAACGUCGAAACAAAAGAAGAUCAAAAAAUCAUUUCAAACGGUAGUAAGAGUGAAUGCUAUCCCAACGGAGACAGCAGUCAUGAUGAAGAUGGUGAUGAAAAAUUGAGAAAUCUCCAUGGCUAUAACAAAAUAUCACCAGGCUGCGGUACACAGAUUCAGCUAGAAAAUCCAGAUAAGAAGGAACCACUCCAUUGGCAGAUUCCAUUGAGUCGACGAUUUAGAGCCUUGAAGCUUUGGUUUGUGCUGAGAAAUUAUGGCGUUAUGGGAUUGCAAAAGCAUAUUCGUGAGAGUGUACGGUUAGCACAAAAGUUUGAAGCUCUCGUACUAGCCGACCAACGUUUUGAAAUGCCACAACCAAGGAACUUAGGAAUGGUCGUAUUCCGCCUUAAAGGCGAUAAUACUCUGACCGAGUGCUUGUUAAAACGUUUAAAUGCUCGCGGCUACAUUCAUGCUGUUCCUGCUUGCUUCAAAAGUGUCUACGUGAUACGUUUUACUGUGACUUCGCAAAGGACAACGAAUCAGGAUAUUCUCGAUGACUGGAACGAAAUUAAGACGGUAGCUGCUGAAAUUAUAACCGAAAUGUUUGGAUCUGAAUACGGAAAUAUUGUUGUACCAAAGAAGCCAAGGAUCUCCCUAAAAGAAACUAGGGAGCUUAACGCCACUUUUGGAACAAGUCUUCUGCUAGCCAACAGUCCAAUGAGUCCAAAAAUCGUCAAUGGGACUCAUGCUGCUAUAUGUGACUACGAACAAGUGCUUAAUUCCUGUGCGCAAACUUUCGCUCAGUUAAAAAUGGAGCCUAAAGAUAGCCCCGAGAUGCGUCGACGUAUUCGCGGUAUCAAAAUGUGCGGUAAGAAAUUCUCGCUGGAUUCCUGCAUGGAUAUGGUGCAGGGCCUCAUGAUGGAGCAAUCGCUUCCUCAAUGUUCUGAAGAAGAAAGAGAAGAGGUUUCUACUGGAUCAAGCCCCGGCGAAAAAUCAUCUAAGUCAUCGUCGCCAGUGACAUCUAGCGGUACAAAGCAUGAUAUAGUUCCAGAUUCAACUCAGCUACAAGUACCGGUUGUUACUAGACCACACAGAUCUAAGUCCAUGGACGUAUCUCUUAUGGGUUUGAACCUUGAAGAUGCUAAAGUAACUAUAGACAUGAAAAGUAAUGAAAUUACUAUAACUCCUAACGGAACCAGAAACUUUCUUGACGAUUAUAACGACAUGUCUGAGAAACCGGUACAUUUUAAUGCAAUUGAAGAAAAACUUAACAUUGGUGAUAAAAUUACACAAGCAUUUGAAAAUUUUCAAGAUGGACUUGAUAUGUUUAGCGAGUAUCGACAAAAAGAUAUGGACGAUAAACAUGAAAUAAGCGGAAACGACGCUUGCAGCUCUAAAUUAACUAUAAGAGGUCCCGGUAAUUACAUAAAGAAAAUAAUUCAACAAUUUAGUGAAGGCCCCUUUGAAAUUGAAGAUCCUAAGCCAGAGUCCGAAAGAGCGAUACCAGCACUUUCAAUUAGAGAUAGGGCUGAUGCAAUUUGUAAGAAAUGCUUACAUUAUAAAGGUAAAAUUGGGAAAUAA